This is a messenger RNA of Budorcas taxicolor (takin), 2165 nucleotides long. RefSeq names its product SAM domain, SH3 domain and nuclear localization signals 1 (gene SAMSN1). Gene Ontology annotation, molecular function: protein binding. NCBI's taxonomy places the organism in Eukaryota, Metazoa, Chordata, Mammalia, Artiodactyla, Bovidae. The transcript is spliced from 17 exons. The record is from RefSeq and is a predicted model, not a curated record.
GGGCACUGCGACAAGGAGCGGAAACUGACCAAAAUGAAUCUUUUCUGCUUUUCGCUGGAAGGCUCUACGGACAGCUUAUAUGAGCCAGUCCCAGAGCAGCAAGCUCACCAAGAGAGGAGCUCAGGUAGAACUGAUUCUUUUUUCUCACCCUCUGAGGACAGUGGAAGAUCACACAGCAAUCUCUUCAUGGAAGUUUCUAAUUUUGAGAAUGGGAAAACAAAAAGAAAGUCAAUCCAGAGAUCUAUGUCUGAAAGUAAAGUAUUUGAGGGAAAAACUGUGAAUGACACAAUUUGGCAGGAACCCAGCAAAUCUGAGAAUGACUCCCACAUCAGAAGACUCUCUCAGCUGAAAGAUCUAAAUGAAGAUGAUUUUCUUUCAAGUCAUAAUGCACAUACUCUUCAAGGAAAAAAACUACAAGGUAUUUCUUAUCAGAGGGUAACCUUUGAAUACUGAAGUCCAUCUCUCUGUCAAAGACACAUUAAGCCUACUGUAAAAGAAAUGACCGUAAAAUCAGGUGAUGACCCAGUGGAAUCCAUAGGGACAUUAAAGAGAUUGCAGAAACUGGUUUGGAUCAAGAAAGCAAGAGUGCCCAGUCUGAAUGAGAUGAAACCUACAUCAAUAAACCUCCAAGAUGAAGAUGAAACAUUGAUUUCCUGUAUGAAAUUAGCCAAAAGCCAAGAAAAGAAAGUUAAUGUUAACACAAGGGAAAAGGAAGGAAUGGAAAUUAGAUUGGAUUCUAUUUCUGCAUCACUGGUUAGAUCCAGUGCUUCAACUAGAUGCAGCUUGGCAGAAAUGUUAUCCUAUAAUGAAGGUGAAGUUCAGAUGUGGAACAACUGGAAACCUUUUCCAGAAAAUCCAUUGUGGACAUAUGUUAAUUUCCAAAUUGACCAGACUGGACUGUGGGACAGUUGUUUCCACUGCACUCACCACCCCCGUCUCAAGUCUUCCUGUACAGAUAUGGAUCUCCCACAAUCAUGGCGCAGCAGCAGUUUUGGGAACUUCGAUCGUUUUUGGAAUAAUUCCACAGCAAAACCAGAUGAUUCCACUGGGGUAUAUGAAGGGGAACCCAUAAAUGAAAGUGGAGAACAAAACAAAACUUCACAUAAUGGAGGAAGUUUAGGUAAAAAAAUGAGAGCUAUUUCCUGGACAAUGAAGAAAAAAGUGGGCAAAAAAUACAUCAAAGACCUUUCUGAAGAAAAGGAUGAGGAAGGUGGAGAGGAUACCCUCCCAUACCGGAACAGUGACCCCACGCUUGGAACCCACAUUGAGAAGAUCUCCCUCAAAACCAGUGACUCCUUGGACAGUCUCUACAGUGGGCAGAGCUCAUCAAGUGGAAUAACAAGCUGUUCAGAUGGUACAAGUAACCGGGACAGCUUUCGACUCGAUGAUGACGGCCUCUACUCUGGACCAUUCUGCGGCCGUGCCAGAGUCCAUACCGAUUUCACACCAAGCCCCUAUGACACUGAUUCCCUCAAAAUCAAGAAAGGAGAUAUCAUAGAUAUUAUCUGCAAAACGCCAAUGGGGAUGUGGACAGGAAUGUUGAACAAUAAAGUGGGAAACUUCAAAUUCAUCUAUGUGGAUGUCAUAUCAGAAGAAGCAGCCCCCAAGAAAAUGAAGACACAAAGAAGGAGUGGAAUGGAAAAGCCUGAGACGCUGCAGGAGUUCCUAGAGAGGAUUCACCUUCAGGAAUAUACUUCAACACUUUUGCUCAAUGGUUAUGAGACCCUAGAAGAUUUAAAGGAUAUAAAAGAGAGUCAUCUCAUUGAAUUAAACAUUAAAAACCCAGAAGACAGGAUGAGGUUACUAUCAGCUGCUGAAAAUCUCCUUGAUGAAGAAACUAUUCAAGAGCAAGAAAGUGAAUCCAUGCCCCUAUCCUUAAGCCCAGACAUCUUAAAUAAGUCACAGUUAGAUGACUGCCCAAGGGACUCUGGUUGUUACAUCUCAUCAGAAAAUUCAGAUAAUGGUAAAGAAGACCUGGAGUCUGAAAAUCUGUCUGACAUGGUACAGAAGAUUACUAUCAGAGAGCCAAGUGACUGAAUAUACAUUAUCAACUGUGCAUCUACAGAUGUGUCCCAUUUUAACUCUUCCUGAGCUAAAAGAUCAAAUAGGAGUAGAAGAGAAGUAUUUGCAGAUACUACUUGAAGUUAAAAUGUUUUCAUGGGAAU